This is a messenger RNA of Rangifer tarandus platyrhynchus (Svalbard reindeer), 864 nucleotides long. The record is from the annotation of a GenBank genome assembly. Lineage: Eukaryota; Metazoa; Chordata; Mammalia; Artiodactyla; Cervidae.
AUGGCGCUGGGGCUGCUUAUCGCCGUGCCGUUGCUGCUGCAGGCGGCGCCCCCCGGCGCGGCGCACUACGAGAUGAUGGGCACCUGCCGCAUGAUCUGCGACCCCUACACCGCCGCCCCGGGCGGGGGGCCGGCGGGAGCCAAGGCUCCGCCGCCGGGACCCAGCACGGCCGCGCUGGAAGUCAUGCAGGACUUGAGCGUCAACCCUCCGCCCCCUUUCAUCCAGGGACCCAAGGGCGACCCGGGGCGACCUGGCAAGCCGGGACCGCGGGGACCCCCGGGAGAGCCGGGCCCACCUGGACCCCGGGGUCCCCCGGGGGAGAAGGGCGACUCGGGGCGGCCCGGGCUGCCUGGCCUGCAGCUGACGGCGGGCGCGGCCGGAGGUGUCGGGGUGGUGGGUGGCGGAACCGGGGGCGGCGGUGACUCUGAGGGCGAAGUGACUGGCGCGCUGAGCGCCGCCUUCAGCGGUCCCAAGAUCGCCUUCUAUGUGGGUCUUAAGAGCCCCCACGAAGGCUACGAGGUGCUCAAAUUCGACGACGUGGUCACCAAUCUCGGCAAUCACUACGACCCUGCUACGGGCAAGUUCAGCUGCCAGGUGCGUGGCAUCUACUUCUUCACCUACCACAUCCUCAUGCGCGGCGGCGACGGCACCAGCAUGUGGGCGGACCUCUGCAAGAACGGGCAGGUCCGGGCCAGCGCCAUCGCGCAGGAUGCCGACCAGAACUACGACUACGCCAGUAACAGCGUGGUGCUACACCUUGAUUCGGGGGACGAGGUGUAUGUGAAGCUGGACGGCGGAAAGGCGCACGGAGGCAAUAACAACAAGUACAGCACCUUCUCCGGCUUUCUUUUGUACCCGGAUUAG